AUGCCAUUUCACAAGAUGGAAAACAUCUCCAAUUUCCUCGAAGCCUGCAAAGCGUACGGUGUUGCCGAGAUAAGCUGUUUCCAGACUGUUGAUUUGUAUGAGAACAAGCAAUGCUAUAAAGUCAUCGAAUGCCUUAGAUCAUUGGCUGCUGUGGCACACAGCUCGUUGAGCUGA
Molecule: messenger RNA, 174 nt
Organism: Ostertagia ostertagi
Lineage: Eukaryota; Metazoa; Nematoda; Chromadorea; Rhabditida; Trichostrongylidae
Source: the annotation of a GenBank genome assembly